This is a messenger RNA of Eremothecium sinecaudum, 2577 nucleotides long. RefSeq names its product leucine-responsive transcriptional regulator LEU3 (gene LEU3). Bases 1 to 2577 code for a protein of 858 amino acids. The transcript has a single exon. Gene Ontology annotation, cellular component: nucleus. NCBI's taxonomy places the organism in Eukaryota, Fungi, Ascomycota, Saccharomycetes, Saccharomycetales, Saccharomycetaceae. The record is from RefSeq and is a predicted model, not a curated record. Gene Ontology annotation, biological process: regulation of DNA-templated transcription. Gene Ontology annotation, molecular function: transcription cis-regulatory region binding; DNA-binding transcription factor activity, RNA polymerase II-specific; zinc ion binding.
AUGGUUUCCGUGGAUCAUGCGAACUCUGUGAGAUCUUCUACUCACUCACAGGGUGACAGUUGCUCGGAUAGUUCAAAUGCUGUCUACAGUCAGGUUACUGAAGAUGGCUCUAAUAUAAGGAGACAAACUCGAAAGAAAUUUGCAUGUGUGGAGUGCAGGCAACAGAAAUCGAAGUGUGAUUCUCAAGAUCGAGCUCCAGAGCCUUGUACCAGGUGUAUGAAGAAGAAGGUACCCUGUAUUUUACAAAGAGACUUUCGCAGGACAUAUAAAAGGGCUAGAAAUGAGGUAAUUGAACGUCGAUUUAAUGAGCUGACGAAAUCGCUGUCGAAUUUAGAUGCGGAGGAGAUCCUUAAAAAGAUAGAAAAGGAGCAGAAGGCUAUAUCUAAUGCUGGUAAUUUCACUAAGGAUAAAAUCAGGAAGCUAAGGGAACGAGGGACAUUAGAGUUGGAGGUUCCUGAUGAUGAUCAGGAUAAUCUAGAACAAGAGAGAACUGAGCAAGAGGUAUUACAAUCUUUCGAGAAGCCAGUAAUACUAAAUGAUGAACAGUUGAAGUGUUCUGCUAAGAGUUUAGGAAGUGUACACGUUAGUUCAGAGGACAUAUCACGUCUUUUUUGCGAAUAUGCAAAAAGAUAUCAUCCAUUCCUACCGAUUGUGGAUCUUUACAAGGGCCCAGAGAGGAUCUACCACCUAUCUCCAUGCUUAUUCUGGAUUAUUAUCCUAAUUGGUCUGAGAAGGAUGGAUGGCGCAGAAGAGCUAAUGACAAAGCUGUCCUCAGAAGUUAAGUCCAUAUUUGCAGGCAUUUCCUUUUCACCCAUCAAUAGGAGCAGCAGUUUAAUUGCAGAAGAACCUAUACUUAAUGCUCCUUCUGUAUAUUCAGUGCAGGCGCUAUUGGUAUAUACAUUUUGGCCGCCAGUGACAUCUUCACUUGGUGCGGACAUUUCAUGGAACACUAUAGGCUCUGCAAUGUUUCAAGCAAUUCACCAGGGUUUGAAUAAUGUACAGAAUUUACCGGAAUCUCCAAAAGUGAAUUUGGGAUUAAUCCAAGAGCAGCUGUGGACAUGGGCGUGUUGUAAUACUCUUUCGCAGACCAUUGCAUCGUCAUUUGGUUUCCAAGCAUUUGUCUGUUUUGACUACUCAAUAAUGAGAUCUCGAGAUGCACCGAAGGAUGCUUCGCCUGGAGUGCCAAGAUUCUCUUCCGUAAUUAUGAACAUGAUAGACAUUGCAUAUUUCGAGAACCAGGUUGCUAUGACUAUGGCGUCCAACCCCCAUAAUCCUACAGGACUUGUUAACGUAGAAGAGAGACUUAACCUAAUACAACUGCUGGACACGCUGUACAACGAACUAAAAACCCGAUUGGACAAUAAUAAUGUGGAUGACAUAAGGAUUUUUAUGCUAUUGGCUGCGAAAGUUCGUCUUUACUCGUACUAUUUUAAUACGGUAACACCGGAAAAGAGGUCAUCGACCCAGAAUACGAAAUCAAGAGAUAAUGAGCUGAAAUUGAAGGUAAAGAGUGGGCUUGUACGUGCAUAUUAUGCUGCAGUGAAACUGUUACAUCACACUGAAAGCAUGUGCGAUCGCGAUCCGGAGGUAAUAAACUCAUUUCCCAGUGUUUUUGUUUUAAACGUAUGGCAGGCCUCAUGUAUAGUUGCUAAGUUAGCUAACUCAUCAUUAUCGGAGAUGUUAGACAUUAAGACUGGCGAACAUGUUUACCGGAGCGCAGUCACACAAACUCUACACGCAUCUGUGCUUAAUUACGAUAUGGCAUACAGGUCAUCAGGCAUCAUGCGAAGCAUGUGGAGUAUGUAUGUGAACAUGUACACUGACUGGAGAAACCAGCAUAGGGAGAGUACUUCGUCAGAAGAAUUCAAUCUAGAUAUUACUAUCAAGUCAAGAAUGUCAGUGAGUGUAUUUUUUGACUGCCUAUACGUAUUAAGGUUGAAGUGUGGUCUUGCAAAGCUUAAAAGAGAGAUCAAACGCAGGCUUUGUGAUUCCAGUGUAGAUAGCAAUAGUGCAGAUUGUGAAGAUGAUCGUGAGCCAGAGCUCUUGGCUCGCAGACUCAUCGAAACUACUCCACUAGAUCCGAAACCCAUCAACGCUUCCAUGGAAGGCGCUAAGGAUCCGAUGUCGCUCCCUGUGCGGUCAGUUCUGAAGUGUACGCCCUCCAUGACUCAUAAGGCGCACAGUGAACCGGCGAUUGUACCGCCCUUGUCUGCAAUAUCCCCUCUGGCAGUUUCCAUUUCGUCGGACUAUAGUAAGCCGACUUAUCAAGCUCAGAAACAGGUGUCCACAACGCAACCAAAAGACUACCUGCAAUCCUUUUUGCUUUCCUCAUAUCCAAGCCUUGAGUAUGAGAGGGAACCCAGCCUCGAGCAAGCCCAGUUCCCGGACCAAACACACACCAACUCCUUGGAAAACUCAAUCUUCCCGAACAAUUCCAUCAAUUCUUCAGCAGCACAAACAAGCGUAGAUGAGACAACUCAUACACGUGAUAACUGGGAUAAUUGGGAAUCUGAGAUAGUUUUCAAGGACGUAGACCUUCUAAUGGCUGAAUUUGCAUUCAAUCCAUCCGUCAUUUGA